Molecule: messenger RNA, 561 nt
Organism: Perkinsus marinus ATCC 50983
Lineage: Eukaryota; Perkinsozoa; Perkinsida; Perkinsidae
Exons: 3
Coding region: 1-561 (186 amino acids)
Source: RefSeq, a predicted model, not a curated record
AUGCAGGGCGAGCGAUACCCUUCAGGCGUCGGUGGAGGUGGUGGUAGCAGUCAACACCGGUCCAUUCUAGAGGCUGGUCCGAAUUCCCUUCCCGUAGUAACCUCCUCGGCCCUAGUCGUCACCUCCCUGCUUCAGUCGGAAUAUCUCGGGCAAGACCCCUACUAUGCGGUGGCAACAGCCAAUACUACUACCCCACCGAUGGUCGCGGCUCCUAUGGAGGCUGGAGGGACUCCUAAGACUCCACCACCCUUGGGAGGAGACAGAGGACCUCAUCCUGACUUGCCCGACGUACCAAAUUCGGAGGCUCUCCCUGCUGCUGAAAUACUACCACCUGCUGUUGCUCACGAGGCUCAGGGGGCUCCAUUGGCACUGCUAGGGGAGUACAUCAUACGGUGUAUAGUCAGCAAGGACUGGAGGGUCCGCGAGGCAGGAUUCAUCCAAGCCGAGCACGACCUGGAGAAGGGCGUCUGGGCGGACAAGGGGGAUGCAGUCUCGGGAGCCCAAGCUGCUAUCUAUGCCGUUCGAAAAUGCGUGACGGACAAAAUUGCCAAUGUAAAAUAA